Molecule: messenger RNA, 1842 nt
Organism: Didymodactylos carnosus
Lineage: Eukaryota; Metazoa; Rotifera; Eurotatoria; Philodinida; Philodinidae
Source: the annotation of a GenBank genome assembly
AUGGCGUCAAAUUUACAAAAAUUGGUUGGAGCAAAGCUUAUCAAUGAUAUGUUGAAAUGUGAAUCUGUUCGACAAAAAGAACGUAAUGAUUGGAAAGUAUUAGUGAUGGAUCGUUUGGCAACAAGAAUUAUAUCAGCAUCAUGUAAAAUGCACGAUAUUAUGUCGGAAGGAAUAACAAUUGUCGAGGAUAUUAUGAAAAAACGUGAACCAUUAACAAUGCUCGAAGCUGUUUAUUUUAUUCAACCGACUGAAAAGUCAAUCAGUGAAUUAGUGGACGAUUUCGAAAAGCAAGGUGUAAACAAAUAUAAAGCUGCACAUGUUUUCUUUACAGAAGCUUGUAAUCCGGAGUUGUUCAAUAAACUGAUCCGCUCAAAAUGUCCGAAAUAUAUCAAAACAUGUCAGGAAGUUAAUAUUGCCUUUUUACCAUAUGAACGGCAGGUAUUUACAUUGGAUUCACCCGAUACAUUUUACAUAAGUUUUAGUCCACAAGCUACUCAGCAACGUAAUAUGCAUCUUGAUCAUAUUGCUGAACAAAUAGCAACAUUAUGUGCUACAUUAGGCGAAUAUCCAUCGAUUCGUUAUCGAGGUGAAAAUGAGAAAAUGGUUGAAUUUGCGCAUGCUGUUCAACAAAAACUUAACCAAUAUAAAGCAGAUGAUGCUACAAUGGGAGAAGGUGCUGACAAAGCAAAAUCUGUUUUGUUAUUAUUAGACCGCGGCUUCGAUGCAGUAUCACCUUUAUUACAUGAAUUAACUUUUCAAGCAAUGGCGCACGAUCUUUUAAAAAUUGAAAAUGAUGUCUAUGAAUAUGAAUUACAAGCACCCGGUGUUGAUCCCAAAGUGACACCACCACAAAAACAAAAAGUAUUAUUAGAUGAAAAUGACGAGCUUUGGACAGAAUUACGCCACCAACAUAUAGCUGUUGUUACACAAAGUAUAACAAAGAAAAUCAAAGAUUUUGCCGUACAAAAACGUGUAAAGGAAACCGAUCGUGAACGUACAACAAUGAAAGAUUUAUCAACAAUGAUAAAAAAAAUGCCUCAGUAUCAAAAAGAAUUGAAUGCAUAUGCUCUUCACUUUAACAUAGCUGAACAAUGUAUGAACACUUAUAAUAAAGAUUUAGGAGAAAAACUAUGUUCAGUUGAACAAAACCUCGCCAUGGGCACUGAUCCUGAAGGAGAACGAAUAAAAGAUCAUAUGCGAAAUAUUGUUCCACUGUUACUCGAUACGAUUAUUGCAAUUGAAGACAAAUUACGUAUUAUUAUGCUUUAUAUUCUGCAUAAAAAUGCUUAUUGUUGUACAGCGCCCGAUACGUACGAUAAAUUAUUGAGUCAUGCAUUAAUACCAACAGAAAAGAAGAAUAUGAUUACAAAUAUGCAACAUUUAAAUUUACAAAUUUUACAGGAUCAAUCAAGGGCGGGGCGACGAAAAAAUAUUCCACAACCACGCAAAGAGCGUUCGGAACCAACAUAUACAAAUUCAAGAUGGAUACCGUAUGUUAAAGAUAUUAUGGAAGAUCUCAUUGACGAGAAGCUUGACUUGCGGACAUUUCCAUCGCUUGGACAAAGAAAUGUAACGUCAAAUUUUCCAGCUCAAAGCUCAAGAGAAAAAUUUGGAGCAUGGAUGCAUGCUGGACGAAAAGGAGCACCGGGUCGCUCUGGACCGAGACUAAUCAUAUUUAUACUUGGUGGUGUAACAUAUAGCGAAUUACGCUGUGCCUAUGAAGUAACUCAAACAAAUGGGAAAAAAUGGGAAGUUUUCAUAGGAGGUGAUCAUAUUGUAACACCCAAACAAUUUCUCAAAGAUUUAGAAAUGAAACCACCAAAAGAUGAUGAACAACAAUAA